AUGAGCCCGAGACUCCUCUGGAUUGGUCUUGGCAACAUUGGUAGGGGCAUGUGCAGGAACCUCGUGGAGAAAGCCGAUCUAGACAAGCCACUGCUCAUCCACAACCGCACCAUCGAGCGGGCCACUGCCCUCAGUCAAAGUCUACCUCAAGGCAAGACCGAGGUCGUUGAGUCCCUGGCUGAUGCUAUUAGCCAGGCUGAUGUUAUCUUUUCAUGUGUCGCUCAUGACCAGGCAGUGGAACAAGUCUUUGCAACUGCCGUUAAGGGAGAUAUCAAUGGCAAGCUCUUUGUUGAAUGCUCGACCAUUGCCCCCGAGACAACCGAGGCCGCAGCAAAGUCGGUCCUAGAGAAGGGGGCUGAGUUCAUCUGCGCUCCUAUCUUUGGAGCCCCCGCUAUGGUAGCCGCCGGCAAGGCGACCAUUGUACUUGCGGGGCCCAAAACUUCCAUCGACAGAGUCCGCCCGUACAUCAACGCUGUAGCAGCCCAAGAGAUUAAUAUGGCUGAUGAACCCUAUUACAAGGCAUCGACCUUGAAGGUGUUGGGCAACACAGUCAUUCUGGGCAUGGUCGAGCAGCUUGCCGAGACAUAUGUAACUGCAGAGAAGAGUGGCCUUGAAACCGGCUAUGUGAAGCAGUUUGUUGAUGCAAUGUUUGGAGGGAGCCCCUAUCCAGCGUACUCGCUCCGCAUGCUGGAAGGUGACUACCACAAGAGAGCCGAGCCGCUUUUUGCUGUUGAUCUGGCAAGAAAAGAUGCUCGUCAUGCAAUGGCCAUCGCUAAAGCUGCUGGCACGCGGCUGUGGAACAUUGAAACCGCCGACAAGCAUCUUCAGGAAGUUCGGGAACAUGCAGGGCCAUCGGGUGACAUGGCAGGGAUCUACGGCGCCGUGAGGAAGGAGGCAGGUCUGAGGUUUGAGAAUGACGCGGAGUGA
This is a messenger RNA of Colletotrichum truncatum, 927 nucleotides long. Its product is annotated as 6-phosphogluconate dehydrogenase 2. The record is from RefSeq and is a predicted model, not a curated record. Gene Ontology annotation, molecular function: NAD binding; oxidoreductase activity, acting on the CH-OH group of donors, NAD or NADP as acceptor; NADP binding. Lineage: Eukaryota; Fungi; Ascomycota; Sordariomycetes; Glomerellales; Glomerellaceae.